Molecule: messenger RNA, 9342 nt
Organism: Pelobates cultripes (western spadefoot toad)
Lineage: Eukaryota; Metazoa; Chordata; Amphibia; Anura; Pelobatidae
Source: the annotation of a GenBank genome assembly
AUGGCGGCGGCAAGCACAUCAGACGAGCUGCACUGCACAUCUGAAACGGACAACGAAUAUAUAAGGCGCAUAGAAGUUGCCUUUGCCCGAUUCUGGCACAAACUAAAUAAAAAGCUGCAAACACCUCAAGUGACCGUGCAACCCCUCACAGGUGCGAGUAAACACGACCGUGCCCAUGGGGAAAAGAGAAAAAUACAGCCGCACAAGCAGACAGUACACACUAAGGGGAAGAGGCGCCCCACUCCGGGCACAGCAACUGACCCCAAACCAGCAACGCAAGCACAAUGCCCGCCGAGGCCGAGGGCCGUGAGGAAACCACCUCCGCAGCAUCAACCACCCUGCAGGGGGAAUGCCCGCCGCAGGCGGCGAAGAUACACCAGCUUCACCUGCACCCGACAAGGGAAUGUCUCGAUCUCUCAGAGCCCUCGAGUCAGUGGUCCGAAGAUGCCACCCUCCAUAAAGGCCUGGGGCUGGAGGGGGACCUCGACCCACAAUUACUGCACCGACUCCACAUGCCUUCCUAUACCCGACAACAACUGGCCACGAACAGGCAUGGGAUGAAGAGAACUAACAGAACUCUCUAACCUUUUCUCCUCACUGGAAUUCACUGCUUAACUUUCGCCUACAUGUUUGACUGCUGUUGGUAAUGAUUUAUUGCUAUGCUUAAUAUGUCACACGGCCCCCACACACUGCAGUCUGCUCUCCCUCAUUUGCUAUGUUUCCCUUACCUGAUUUUGAAUAGGCUCAAAUAGAUAUUUAUUUGUUGGAGCCUGGACGGUAGCCAGUCUGCUCAUAUAACAAUGCACGUAUGGCAGUUAGCAGUGGGGGGUGCCUGGGGAUAUAAGCACGUCAGUAUUUGCAAACAGUCAAUCGCUUAUUAUGUUAUGUUAGCGUGUUCUUAUUAUUUGAGUUAAUUUUUACACUCAGGGAACUACUGAACCUACGCAAUCACCCUAUACAAAACUUGCUCACUUAACCUAUUACAACUAGUCAUUGUUAAGCGACUUAAAUUGCAUAUUGCCUAAACCUGUUUACAAAAGCAACGUUAAACCAUAAAACAUAAAAAAGAGGUACAAAUAUUAAGGAAAUGUUAGAUACCACUGUUAUUGAGCCCUGUACUGUAUUCUAAAUGCACAUUUCCCUCUCUCUAUUCUGUAUCCCAUCUAAUAUGCCUCAAUAAAAUACAGAUUGACAAAAAAAAAAAAUAAGUAAAUUAAAUAAAACAUUUUUAAAAUAAUAAAAAUGUAGAAAAAAAUUAUAUAUCUAUAUGAAAUUUUAUUCUAACUGUAUUUUGAUAUUAAUAUAUAUAUAUAUAUAUAUUUAUAUCAAAAUACACUUAGAAUUAAAUUGUAUAUAUAUCUAUGUAUAUAUGAAUAAAUAAAAAUAAUACGAAAUAUACAUAUGUCCAUAUACAAAAUUACAUAAAUAAUUAUAUAAAUAUACACGUAGACUUCAAAUAUAUAAAUAUGCAUAUAUAUUUAAAUUCUACGUGCAUAUUUAUGUAAUAUUUUUACAUAAUUAAGUAAUUUUAUUAAUUGCAAUUUGAGGGACCUGCCUGCCAACCCAAGCCGAAAGUCCAGAGAAUUUAAUUUGCUAGCACUGUAUUUUACCCUGUAACUUUCUAUGACACCCUAAAACCUGUACAUGGGGGGUACCGUUUUACUCGGUAGACUUCGCUGAACACAAAUAUUAGUGAUUCAAAACAGUAAAACAUAUCACAGCGAUGAUAUUGUCAGUGAAAGUGACUUUUUUUCGCAUUUUUCACACACAAACAGCACUUUUACUGAUGAUAUAAUUGUUCUGAUACGUUUUACUGUUUUUAAACACUAAUAUUUGUGUUCAGCAAAGUCUCCCGAGUAUAACAGUACCCCCCAUGUACAGAUUUUAUAGCGUUUGUGAAAGUUACAGGGUCAAAUAUAUGGGUCAAAUAUUUUUACAUUGAAAAUAGCCUGGUUGGUUACGUUGCCUUUGAGAGCGUAUGGUAGCCCAGGAAUGAGAAUUACCCCCAUGAUGGCAUACCAUUUGCAAAAGAAGACAACCCAAGGUAUUGCAAAUGGGGUAUGUCCAGUCUUUUUUAGUAGCCACUUAUUUACAAACACUGGCCAAAAUUAGCGUUCAAUUUAGUUUUUUACUUUUUUCACACACAAACAAAUAUGAACGCUAACUUUGGCCAGUGUUUGCGACUAGGUGGCUACUAAAAAAGACUGAUAUACCCCAUAUUGAAUACCCUGGGUUGUCUACUUUAAAAAAAAAUAUGUACAUGUGGGGUGUUAUUCAGAGAUUUAUGACAGAUAAUAGUGUUACAAUGUCACUAUUGAUAAAUUUGAAAAAAUGUAUGUUUUGAAAAUAUCCUACUUGUACCUAUAGCCUUAUAACUUGCAAAAAAAAGCAUGUAAACAAUGGGUAUUUUAAAACUCAGGACAAAAUUUUGAAUCUAUUUAGCAGUUUUUUUCAUUAGCUUUUGUAGAUGAGUAAAAGACUUUUCAAGUAAAAGUCAAAAAACAUGUAUUUUUUUAAAAUUUUUCAUAAUUUUUUUAUUUUAUUUUUUAUUAAAUUACAUGAGAUUAUAUAAAUAAUGGUAUGUAAAGAAAGCCUUUUUUGUCCUGAAAAAAAACAAUAUAUAAUUUGUAUAGGAUCAGUAAAUGAGAGAGCGGAAAAUUACAGCUAAACACAAACACCACAAAAGUGUAAAAAGAGGCCUGGUCGCAAAUGUACAACAUCGCAAAAACAGUCCAGUCCUUAAGGGGUUAAGGACUGAACCAAUUGUACAAGUUGUGAUCAAAACAAAACGUAAACAAAACCUUGAAUUUGCGCUAUGUCUGCUCAGGCAUAAUUCACCUCUUUCAUAUUAUGUGCACCCACACUUAUUAUUUAUCAUUUUGUUCAUGAGAAACAGGGCUCUCACGUCACAUCAAAUAUUUGUAUAGUAAACAUAAUUUAAUAUGAAUAAAAUAUUUAAAAAAUAGAAAUUAAGAAAUGUUAUUUUUUUAGCUCUGCAUGGCAUUUUAACUGUGAAUGUCACAAUACUGUUAUCUGUUACUGCAAUAAAGUACACAUAUUUGUAUUCAGUGAUGAUAACAGUACCCUCAAUGUACAGGUUUUAUGGUGUUUUGGAAAGUUACAGGGUCAAAUAUAGCACAUUACAUUUUUCAGUUUAUACACAAUGAAAUUUGCCAGACUGGUUAUGUUGCCUUUGAGACCGUAUGGUACAGUGGCGUACACAUGACCCAUGGGGCCCCGGUGCGAAAAUUGAUCCGUGGGCCCCCUCUCGCUUACUCGGCGCGGGUCGGGGCCGCAACACAUGGCGGCGGGCACCUGGUCGCAGGGGUUGCAGGGCUGCGACCCCGGUAUGCACACACACUUAAAGGACCACUACAGACACCCAGAUCACAUCAGCUUAAUGAAGUGGUCUGGGUGCCAGGUCCCUCUAGUUUUAACCCUGCAGGUGAAAACAUAGCCGUGAAAACGGCUAUGUUUCACUGAGGGUUAAUCCAGCCUCUGGUGGCUGUCUCAUUGACAGCUGCUAGAGGAGCUUCCGCGAUUCUCACUGUGAAAAUCACAGUGAGAAGACACUGAACGUCCAUAGGAAAGCAUUGAGUAAUGCUUUCCUAUGGGCGGUUUAAAUGCGCGCGUGCGCCUCUUGCCACGCAUUUGCAUUCGGAGCUGAGGGGCGGACACUGGGGAGUCCGACGCUGGAGAAAGGUAAAUGCUGAAGAGACACACACUCUCACGAACAGAUGCAUACACACUCACUUACAAAACAUACACUUUCACUGACAAACACACACUCACUAACAGACAAACACACUCAGUAACAGACACACACUGUAACACAUUCACUAGCAGACACACACCCAAUAACAGACACACUCACUGACACACACACUAACACACGCACUAACACAAACACUAAUACACACACUAACACACAUACACUAAUACACUAACACACACAUACACUAACACACACACACUCAUACACUAACACACAUACACUAACACACAUACACACACAUACACACACUAACACACACACACACUAACACACACAUACUAAGACACACAUACACUAACACACACACACUAACACACACAUAUUAACACACACACACACAUACUAAGACACACACACUAACACACAUACAUACUAACACACAUACUAACACACACAUACACUAACACACACACAUACUAACACACACAUACACACAUACUAAGACACACAUACACUAACACACACACACACUAACACACACACACUAACACACACACACACUAACACACACACACACUAACACACACAUACACUAAACACACAUACACUACACACACACACUAACACGCACACACUACACUAACACACACACUAACACACACACACACACAUAACACACACUAACACACACAUACACACACACACAUACUAACACACACAUACACUAACACAUUUUUAUUUUUUAAAUUUAAUCCCCCCAGCCUCCUUACCUUUUGGAGUGCUGGGGGGAUUCCCUGGGGUCCAGUGGUGCUGCUGCUGGGCUCCUGGGCGGCAGGUCACUGGGUGGGCGGGCUGUCUGGGCGAGCGGGCGCGCGAGGGAGCACUUUCCCCUGAGUGCUUCCUCUUCAGCUCCCUCGCGCGCCGCUUAGGGAUGCCGGCGCCGGAAGAUGACGUCAUCUUUCGGCUCCGGUAUCAGUGCGGUGCGCGAGGGAGCUGAAGAGGAAGCACUGAGUGCUCCCUCGCGCGCCCUCCCGCCUGCCUGCCCGCUGUCAGCAGGGCCAGCCUCGGGGGUCCCUGGGGUGGUCGGCUCCUGGGCCCCCCAGGGGAAGAGGCUGGCCCUGUGGCUACAUACCGGGUCGCAGGGGCGGCCGGGCCCCCUGGUGGGCCGGGCCCAGUCGCAGCCGCGACCCCUGCGACCCUGGUAUGUACGCCACUGGUAUGGUAGCCCAGGAAUGAAAAUUACCUAUGUGAUGGCAUACCAUUUGCAAAAGUAGACAACCCAAGGUAUUAUAAAUGGGGUAUGUCCAGUCUUUUCUAGUAGUCACUUAGUCUCAAACACUGGCCAAAGUUGGCAUUCAUAUGUGUUUGUGUGUGUUAAAAAUGCAAAAAAAAAAAAAUUGAACGCUAAUUUUGGCAAGUGUUUGUGACUAAGUGGCUACUAGAAAAGACUGGACAUACCCCAUUUGAAAUACCUUGGGUUGUCUACUUUUGCAAAUGGUAUGCCAUCAUGGGGGUAAUUUUCAUUCCUGGGCUACCAUACGGUCUCAAAGGCAACAUAACCAGUCUGGCAAAUUUCAAUGUGAAAAAAGUAAAUUCAAGCCUUAUAUCUGACUCAGUAACUUUUGACAACACCAUAAAACCUGUACAUGGGGUACUGUUAUACUCGGGAGUCUUCGCUGAACACAAAUAUUAGUGUUUCAAAAUAUUAAAACAUAUCACCACAAUUAUAUCGUCAGUGAAAGUAUAGUUUGUGUGUGAAAAAUGCAAAAAAAAUUAAUUUUUACUGACGAUAUCAUCGUUGUGAUAUGUUUUUCUGUUUUUAAAACUAAUAUUUGUGUUCAGCGAAGUCUCCCGAGUAAAGCCACAUGUACAGGUUUUAUGGUGUCCUGGAAAGUUACAGGGUUAAAUAUAGGGCUUGCGAGACAAAUUCUCUGGACUUUCUGCCUGGGUUGUCGGGCAGGUCCCUUAGAUUGUAAUUAAUAAAAUGACUAUGUAAAAAUAUUAUUAUAUUAUUAUAUAUUAUAUUAUAAAUAUAUUUGUAGAAUUUAAAUAUAUAUGUACAUAUAUAUACAUUUUUUAUCAUUUUUAUUUAUAUAUAUAUAUAUAGAUACAUAUAUAGAUAUAUAUAGAUACAUAUAUGUAUUUAUAACGUCAUUCUAAAUGUAUUUUGAAUUUAAUAUAUAUAUAUAUAUAUAUAUAUAAAUCUCAAAAUACAGUUAGAACAAAUUAAAACUGGUAUAUAAUUUUGUUUUUAAUUUAAUUUAUUUAAAUUUUAUUUUUUUCAAUUCAUUUAUUGAUUAUUGAUUGAUUAUAUAUAAAUUAACGUCAUUCUAAGUGUAUUUUAAUAUUAAUAUAUAAAAUUAUAUAUAUAUAUUAAUAUUAAAUACACUUUUAUUAAUGAUAUAUGUAUGUGUAUAUAAAAAUAUAUAUAUAUAUGAUCUAAGUACUUUUUUAUUUAAUUUAAACACUGUUUUCUAACUUUUAUUAACUUUAACAAACUUUUUUACAGGAUUGACGGGGACAGCCUGAGAGCUCAGCCUGGGUGUCCACAUGAAAAGCGUCCAGCGUCAUUUAGUUGACUAAACGUUGGUUAAGCUCCGAGAAGUGCCUCUAGUGGCUGUCUGGUACAUAGCCACUAGAGGUGGAGUUAGCCCUGCAAGGUAAUUAUUGCAUUUCAUCAAAAACUGCAAUAAUUAUAAUUGCAGGGUUCACGGGAUUGGGACACAAUAAACUGAAGUGGUCUGGGUGCCUAUACCGCCCGUUUCAGGAGACUGACAAAGAAUUUCGGUUAAAACGGCUGAAAUUUUAAAAAUCUCCAGCGCUACUCUUUUUUCCUAGUUCACUUUAUUUGACUUGAAAUUUAGUUUGGGGUAAUUUCUCCGCAAUUUCUAAUUCAGUGAAUAACCCCCAUAUGUUAUAUUUUCAUGUGUUGGUUGUUGUGUGGUUUUGUUUGUGUUUAGCAGCAGGUUUGCUAAAUGUCCCCUUUCCCUUCAGCAGGUAGACGUUUUACCGCAGCCCAGACAUAAACCCCUGAUAAAACCUUUGAAGUGGUAACAUUGUGUCAUAAGCGCCUAAAACAAAAUAAAAAUUCUUGCUGACUGAAGAUUUUAGAACCUGGCUGACUUCAUACUCAGGAAUCCUCCCCAUCACAGAACUCAACUAAGUACAUGAAAAGGCCAAGAUUUGAUUGACAGCAUGGCCUAGUUUAAGAAGCCCACUAAACGUUGUUUAAACACCUUUCUUGAUGCCUUCCAGUAAAACUGCGAGUGAUAGAAGUUAGGGUUAAAGGGUAGGCAUAUGGUUAUCGUAAAGAAAAUUAGUGGUUUGGAAAAUAUGCCUUUUAUUCUCAGCCACAUGGAUAUUGACGUAAAGGAACACUUCAACCACACGGUAGUGGUUAUACUGCCCAGAGUGCCCUGGUGCCAUAGCUUUAAAACCAUUCAACUUUUUACCAGGGUUCUACCUCCUACCCCCAUUGCCCCCCACCCCACCGAGCCUCAAUUACAGCUAAAACCAGAAGCUCUCAGUCUGAGCGAAGUCUGGCACUGUGGGGCUUAGCUCAUAGAUUAAGAGCAUUUAGCCAAUAAGUUGGUCCUCCACUGCUAUGGAACCCUAACUAAAGCUUCUAGCCAGGAGUAGAGGUGGGGAGCGAUGUCUGGAGGACCCCAGGUAAGUAGGCAAACAGUUAUAAAAUAGUUUAAUCAAUGAGUAUUAAAUCUGCUUUUUUUAUAUCUAUCUAUAUCUCUAUAUCUAUAUCUCCCCUAUUUAUCUAUAAAUACACUAUUUGGUGAUCAAUAAAAAUCACUCCUUGAACUCGUUCUUUUGCCUCUAGGGCAGCACAGCAACCCAAUACUUGAAAUCACAAACAAGAAAUGAAGGAGAUAUAUAGAAAUGCACUUACGCUACUUUUACAUGUAACAAAGUAGCUAUAAUGUAUUAUUUAAAUCUCUGACAUUGAUACACAUUAUCGUUUUCUCUAUAUAACCAGACCCCCACACCCGGCCCAUAUUUAUUGUCAUUGUUAACUAGGGCGCAGCUUGUCCUGGCGGAUGUGCUUUCUGUGCCGCAACAGGAACAUUUUAAAGCAUUCCGAACAACAGAGGAGCUUUUUUAAUAGCAUGCCAAGUGUUGAACAAAACGCGUCUGGUAAAGUAUGUCCAAUAUCUGGAAGUGAUUUCAGCUACCUUUUAAUUUUUUAACUGGUGGACCUACCUAAUUUAAAUUGUUCCUGCCGUAGCAUGGAAAUGACCUCAGUCAAGACAAGCACUCCUGGCACCAUAACAAAUACAGCUCACUUUUGUAGUUAUGGUGUUUGUACUGUUGCUUUAAAGGAACACUCCAGACACCAUAACAACUUCACUGGAAGGAACUCGUUAUGUUGCAGGAGGUCCCAGUGUCAAAUUACCUUUGGGCAUUAAACUGUCCACAAACAAUUUAUCUGGAGGAGCACAAUGAUGAAAGCACAGCCCCACACUGGACCCCAGGUAAAGGAUCCACACUGAAACACAGGUAAAGGAUCCACACUGGACCCCAGGGAAAGGAUCCACACUGGACCCCAGGGAAAGGAUUCACACUGGACUUCAGGGAAGGAUUCACAUUGGACCCCAGGGAAGGAUUCACACUGGACUCGAGGGAAAGGCUUCACACUGGACCCCGGGAAAAGGAUCCACACUGGACCCCCCCAGGGAAAGGAUUCACACUGGACCCCAGCUAAGGAUUCACAUUGGACCCCAGGGAAGGAUUCACAUUGGACCCCAGGGAAGGAUUCACACUGGACUCCAGGGAAAGGAUUCACACUGGACCCCAGGGAAAGGAUUCACACUGGACCCCGGGAAAGGAUUCACACUGGAUCCCAGGAAAGGAUUCACACUGGACCCCAGCUAAGGAUUCACAUUGGACCCCAGGGAAGGAUUCACAUUGGACUCCAGGGAAAGGAUUCACACUGGACCCCAGGGAAAGGAUUCACACUGGACCCCGGGAAAGGAUUCACACUGGAUCCCAGGAAAGGAUUCACACUGGACCUCCCCCAGGGAAUGAAUUCACAGUGGAACCUAGUGAAAGGAUUCUCACUGGACUCCAGGGAAAGGAUUCACACUGGACCCCGGGAAAGGAUCCACACUGGACCCCAGGUAAAGGAUCCCCACUGGACGCCAGGGAAAGGAUUUACACUGGACCCCAGUGAAAGGAUCCACACUGGACCCCAGGGAAAGGAUUUACACUGGACCCCAGUGAAAGGAUCCACACUGGAUCCCAGGGAAAGGAUCCACACUGGACCCCAGGGAAAGGAUCCCCACUGGAUCCCAGGGAAGGUUUCACACUGGACUCCAGGGAAAGGAUUCACACUGGAUCCCAGGGAAGGUUUCACACUGGACCCCCGGGAAAGGAUUCACACUGGACUACAGGGAAAGGAUCCCCACUGGACCCCAGGGAAGGUUUCACACUGGACCCCAGGGAAGGUUUCACACUGGACCCCAGGGAAAGGAUCCACACUGGACUCCAGGGAAGGUUUCACACUGGACCCCAGGGAAAGGAUUCACACUGGACCCCAGGGAAAGAGUUUACACUGGACCCCAGAGAAAGGAUCCACACUGGACCCCGGGAAAGGAUUCACACUGGACCCCAGGUAA